Messenger RNA from Bufo gargarizans (Asiatic toad), 3771 nucleotides. RefSeq names its product vitellogenin (gene APOLTP). The record is from RefSeq and is a predicted model, not a curated record. The coding region runs from base 1 to 3771 and encodes 1256 amino acids. The transcript is spliced from 27 exons. Gene Ontology annotation, molecular function: lipid carrier activity. Gene Ontology annotation, biological process: lipid transport. Lineage: Eukaryota; Metazoa; Chordata; Amphibia; Anura; Bufonidae.
AUGGAGCUGUGUGCUGUUCUCCUCUGGGCUCUUGUUUCUGGAGUUUAUGGCAUUGCAUUAGAAAAUGUCGAUCUUGGACCUUGUAUGUCAGAAUGCCCAGGUACUGGUCAGCUGGCGUUCCAGAAAGGAUACAGAUACAUCUACAGUUAUUCUGCAGUCACCGAGACAUUUUUGCAAGGAACUUCUUCUGACAAGAGUCUUCUGACGUUAGAUUGCAUUAUUCAGAUAGAAGUCGUGGGAAAAUGUCACAUGCUUUUAAAGAUACAAAAUGCACACUUGAAGGCAAAUAUGACAUCAAAGCAAGGUUCACAGAAGGAAUUCAUAGAGUUACGGGACAAUCUAGAAAAGCAUCCACUGCAGUUUUCGUAUCAUGAUGGGAAAAUACAAAGGAUUUGUCCUGUACGAGAAGAGAAGACAUGGGCUCUGAAUGUCAAGCGAGGAAUCCUGAGCGUCCUGCAGGGCAACCUCAAAACACCUUCUGCUGGACGGACCAUUGAAGAGAUUGAUGUUUUGGGAAAAUGCCCCACAACAUAUGAGUUCAGAGGACAAUCUGUCUGGAAGAAAAAAGACUUGACUCAUUGUUCAAACCGGAUAUUAGGAUCCACAUCCCUUAGAUCGGUUCCUCUUCCCGGUAAAACUCAAAUCCUUGACUCAAACCUGGAAUGUAUGCAAAACUUUAGAGGUGGUGUCCUGGCAGAAGCCACGUGCAAUGAAUCUCAUCUUGUCACACUGUUUUCCCGGGAAGGAAAUGGCGCAAAAACCAAGACUCAAAGUGUUCUUAAGCUGCAGAAAACAGAAGUGGAUAUUAUAUCUAAUAAAGUGCUGCCUGCGAGGGUUUAUGUCACCAGUCUGAUGUAUGAAAAGGAAACGAGCCCUGCUAAGCCGGGAGGAGAAGAUGCAGCUGAAACUGUCAGGAGCCUGUGUCAGUCUUCACACUUGAACUAUGAGACCACAGACCUGUUCAUAGGUUUGGUGUUUGAGCUGAGACUUCUGUCCUCUGAUGCACUGUCUGAACUAUGGCAAAGGUCAUCAUUUAAAUGCAGAGAUAACUGGCAACCCCUGCUGGACGCUCUUCCAUCUUGUGGAACUGAGGCCUGUGUUGGUUUAAUGAAGGAAAUCCUUCUUUCAAAGGAAUUAGAAGAUGAGAAAAUGGAAUCCUUUCUCUGGUCACUGGCUUUCAUAGCAGAGCCAACAUCUGGGAUGAUAGGAUCCCUAACAAUGCAGGGUGUAUUAAAAGCUAUUGGAAAUGCUGGAUUGGCUGCUAGUUUACUAAUACCCACACUAAACUGGUGUGCCCUCAUCAAAACCAAUCCUGAAAGCACUAGACUGGCGGCUGUGGAUGCAUUCAGGAGGAUUCCCUGCUCUGCUAAUAGAGACACAUUGUCCCAGCUUUAUGAAGACCUAGAAGAGACGGUAGAAAUACGGAUUGCGGCAUACUAUACUGCUAUGAAGUGUCCAAGCCAGGAGCUAUUACAUUUAGUGCGGGAAACACUCCGAUAUGAGACAUCGACACAAGUUGGGUCCUUUGUAUGGAGUCACCUGUCUCAACUCCUAGAAUCUGAUGAUCCACUAAAACAAGCUAUUGCAGAUACCCUCCCUGAUGACAUUCUAUCCAAGGACUUUGAGGGAGAAUCAUGGAAAUACUCAACAUACUCAGAUGCUACAGUUCAUUCAGAAUCUGUUGGUGCUAAUUUGGAGGCUUCUUUAAUCUUUACACCAUCCUCCUUCAUUCCACGUUCUGCAAUGGCCAACUUUACCAUGCAUACAUUGGGACGGGCAGUUAAUAUAAUGGAGCUUGGAAUUCGCUUAGAAAAUGCAGAAGACCUUCUCAAGUCAAUGUUGGGUCGUCACUCUUCAACAUUAAAUGAAAUUCUUGUGGAAAAAGAUGAGGAAGACAAGAAGUUUUCUUCUGAACCACCCAUUGAGACUGUAACAUCACCUACUGAUAAGAAGCCUACAUCUAAGAGGUACAACCCUGGGGAACUGAAUGAAAAAAAGUCUGAUCAGCAAAAAGUCAAGAAAUCCAAGCACAGCUGUCCAAGUGGAAAGUACAACAAACUAAAUGAGCUGCAGCAGAAGUUUACCCAAGGAAAGAGUGACAAAAAAGAGCUAAGAUGUGGGCUAAGCAUGAAGAUCUUUGGGAAUGAGCUCAUCUUCCUGGAUUAUGAGGGAGUCAGAGAUACAGUGAAGCAACACUCCUUGAGCCUGGCUGGACUUGCAGUAAAACUCCUUAAGGGCCAAGAAGUUCAUUACACAAGAAGGCUAACCCUCGCAGCAGACAGCGUUAUAUUUCCAGCAAUUUCUGGGUUUCCAGUUCAGCUUGCAAUUAAUGCCUCGGCUUCAACCAGCAUCAAGAUCAGAGGAAAUAUGGACUUGAAGCAGCAAACAAAUUUUUUCAUAAAUGGAUAUAUUAAGCCAAGUGCUUCCCUUCAGCUGUCUGCUCAUAUGGGAAUUACCGGAGCAGUGGGAAAGAUUGGGCUGAAAUGGGUAACUGGUAUAAAAACCAUGAGCAGCUUGGAUGGGGGUAUUCAUAUGAGGCGUGGGCAGGAUCUCAAGGUUUUCCUGAACACACAUGAAGAAUCUAUGGAAAUACUAGACUACAGCUCCCAGUUGUAUCUUAUGACGUCAGAUGUUCUGGAAAAAAUCAAAAGUCCCAGAGGUCAGGCUGAAAGAAAAUCUUGCAUGAAUGAGGAUGCGUCCAAGCUCCUGGGGUGGCAGCCUUGUUUUGAACUGUCUUUUCCUGAUGGAAAAAAUCUCUUACCAUUCCCCUGGUCUGGACCGGGAAAAGCAUCUCUUGUGUUAAAAAAGCAUGACAAAGGGCUGCAGCAAUAUCUCCUUGAAGCUUCCUACAACCAGGUUUCACAGAAAGACGGUUGGCUGCCAUAUGAAGCCACAAUGCACUUUUUCCUGGGAACGCCAAAAUCUGAAAUUAAAAGGGAUGUUGGAAUUGACCUGUAUUAUAACAUCCCACAUAGAAAAUUCAGGCUAAAGCUUUUACAUCCGAAAAAGAAGGUUCAGAUGGAUGGAAGAAUUGAAUCCUCAAGAAAUUCUAGGAAUGGACACUUGGAAUUAAUUGUGGACGACAAGGAGAUCUAUUACAUUAAAGGAAUGACAGAUUUGCAGACAGUGGGUGGCGAACAGCGAUAUUCUGCAGUGGCAGAACUGAAGUUGAGCAGACACGGCAGCCCCAUCGUCCUCGCAGGAAACAUUACUAAACAGCUUGGGAAGAAGAUGGCGUUUUCUGCAUCACUAAAUAACUUACUCAAGGAUACUGCCUUUAUUACAGUUUUAAUUGACAAGAAGGCUGACGAUAAAAUGAAGCAGUACUCACUUGAGAGCGAGGCCUAUGUUCCCGGAGUAUUUGGGUCACAUGGGAUUGGACUUCUGCAAAAACGAGGGAGUGUAUGGUCAACUGCCAUGAGGGUCAAGUACGGACUUUUAGGUGAUGCAAAAUUUCUCCGCCAUGAAUGUGACACAGGCCAAAAAAUAAAAAUCGACACAGAUUCUGAAGAACAGUACACUGCUGACUUUGAGCAUGAAUUUCAUUGUACACAAAUUCAAACUUUAAACCACAAGGUGCACUUACAUCAUGAAGAGUUUGCACCUCACAUACAUUCAUACCUGGAGGUGAGCUAUGGGAAACACUGGGAUGAAAUGAACAACAAAAAGAAACUGUUCAUCAGUCAGACGUUCAAGAACAACUCAAAUCCUUCAUCAUCCAGCUACUUCAUGGAGAUACUGUAUAAAUUAGUAAAGAAGGGACAGAAUUGA